AUGUUUUUGUCAUUUUCUCCGGAAUCGUGUUCCCCUUUUUGUGGAGGCUGCACAGUAUUAUCAAGAUCUUGCAGUGACUUAAAGAAGCUCGAUCCUAAAGCGAAAAGCGGAAUCUGUCUGAUAGAUCCUGAUGGUGAAGGAGGAUUGCUGCCUUUCCUCGUCAUCUGUGACAUGAGUGACGAAGACGGAGUUGGUGUGACUGUCAUAAGUCACGACAGCGAAAAAAGGACUUUGGCAGACAAUAAUACCCCCCCAGGAGACUACUCGCGAAAUAUCUCUUACAAAGACGCGAACAUAUCUCAACUGGUGAGUCUCGUCAGCGUUUCCCAGUCUUGCGAGCAGUUCAUUAAGUACGAGUGCCUUGGUUCUACCUUGGAAGAUGGUUUUUGGGUUUCACGUGAUUCUGAGAAAAUGACUUACUGGAGUGGGGCAGCACCUGAAAGUAACAUGUGCGCAUGCGGAAUGAACAAAUCAUGUGCAAAUCCAUCACAAAAUUGUAACUGUCAUGUAAAUGACUUGAAUUGGCGGGAAGAUGGUGGUUUUCUUACUAACAAGACACAUCUGCCAGUUAAGAAGCUGAAGUUUGGGGAUACAGAUGUUGACCAACACAGAAAUGAUGAGAAGGGUUACCACACCUUGGGAAAGUUUAAGUGUUAUGGAAUCGCCUGAUUGUAUGAAACAACAGAAUCUUUAACCAAUACUAACAGUCGGAUCCAGUGGAAAACGCAAUUAAGAUAAAAAUUGCGAGGCAUUGUUAGUGAUGCUUUUGAAAGGUUUAUUUAACGAUUCUUUUUUACUAAUUUCGUGUGGCAAAACUUCAUGAGUUGUCUCAAAACGAUGAUUUGAUGAUGAAAAAAAUAACAUACGUUACCCUUUUCAGUUCUUUUUAAUUUAUUUAUUUAUUGGCAAUAUCUAACCAGGCUGGCCUAAUUUUAACGCAGGCUGGUUUGAAUGGUAGCCUGUAUAGUCAAUAUAAAUACCACAAAUGUAUCGCUUAACUGUCCAGAGAUUGUAAACUUCGAGUGCCAAUGUGAAAGUUCUAAACGGUAAUUGGGAUGAAUUCUAUUUAGACUAACUACGCUGUGAUCUAACCGUUGAUGCUUGUUAUUUGUUAAGGGUAAUAAUUGACUUAUUAACUCGUCUACGAGUGUAACUGAACUUAUCUUGAUAAUUUGUUAAUAACCGGCUUCAAAUAUGGUAGAAGUGCAGUGUUUUUUUGUGCGUGCUCCACCUCACAACUAAAACUCAACUCAAGUUAGUGCUAUUGAAUAUAUUUCUUCCAGUAUGUAAAUACGCAGUGCUGUUGGUUUUUCGAAAAAUCUCUAGCAGUUGUUCUUAUUACAGUUUUUAGAUCUAGUGCACUAGACUCUAUUGGUACUUUAACAACCGUAGAUUAAAGUUAAAAUUAUUGCGGAGGACGACACGCAAUUUGGCAACGUUUUAAAGAGUUCUUGACUACGCUAAAAUGUUGCCUUGCUAGGCAGCUUGCCAGUACCUUUUACACUGA
Stylophora pistillata is the source of this 1507-nucleotide messenger RNA. RefSeq names its product neurexin-4-like. NCBI's taxonomy places the organism in Eukaryota, Metazoa, Cnidaria, Anthozoa, Scleractinia, Pocilloporidae. The record is from RefSeq and is a predicted model, not a curated record.